Messenger RNA from Scutellospora calospora, 471 nucleotides. The record is from the annotation of a GenBank genome assembly. NCBI's taxonomy places the organism in Eukaryota, Fungi, Glomeromycota, Glomeromycetes, Diversisporales, Gigasporaceae.
AUGACACACAUUCGUCCUAAUAGACUUAUAAGAAAUAAUUCAAAUUCCGAAAAUAAUAUCAGAGGUAAUGACUUAGAAUCUAAACUUGAAAAAUUACAAAAUAUUAUAGAUGAAGCGAAAGAACAAAAAGAAAGAAUCAAACGAUAUCAAAAUACACAAAUUAUCGUGUCUAGUAUUAUCAACCAAAGAAACCAAGAAAAAGAAGAAUUUAAACAAAAAAUCAAUAAAUUGAAAAACAAAAAUAAAGAACUCCGACGACAAAUUCUUAUGUUAAAUAAUGAUCUUUAUUACGAACGGAUUUUAAACGAACGAAUCAUCGCUAAUCAGCAAACCCAAAUAGAUAAUUUAGAAACUCGCCGUUUGAGGAGAAUGAAUGCAUUUUUUAUUACCAACAAUAUAAGCGUUCAUAUUUCUACUCUAGGAAGACCACUAGGAUUGGAUUUUUUAUUAUUAUAUUACAUAUUCGAAAAU